UACCCACCACCCAAGUUAGACUCUGAAUCAAAGCAAUCAAAAAGGCAUAGAAAGAAGAGAACCAUUUUUUCUUCAUCCCCUUCUGCUUUCCCCUCAUCUAUUGCUGCCCUUUGUAAUCAUGAGUCCUUGUGCCAUCAUUGCUAUAAAACACUCUCUCUCUCUCUCUCUCUCUCUCUCAUACAAACAGAAAAUCACAGCUAUAUUAUAACACUUUUCUUUCACCCUAGUAGUUUCCUACCAAGUUUCUUCUCACCUAUAAAAACCCCUUGUAGCCUAUUUGUUACACCUCAACAUCCCAUUUUUUUGCUUAAUUUGUUAUUCAGUUUUUGUAAGUGAACCUUAUCUCUCAAGCUUGUAACUUUUGUUCUCUCAAGAGACUUGGUAUUAGAAGGGAAACAGCAUGUGCUCUAUCUCUUCAAAACAGACCCUUUAUUUGGUUCUUCCUCGUCCAUGGCCAUCUAAAAGACACCACCACAACCACAGGCACCUUCGGUUGGGCAUGCUCAACAGAAGGAGGGCACACUUGAAAGAAGCAAGACAAAGGAAAAGGAUUGUUGUGGUGAAAUCAGAGAUUCAGAUGAAGAACUUGAAACUGUACAUGGAGAACCAAACCAUCAUAGAGGAGAAUGAGAAGUUGAGGAAACAAGCCAUGCUUCUGCACAAAGAGAAUCAGGCACUCUUGUCUCAGCUCCAAAAGAAGCUUUCAGAACAAAACAACAAUACCAACAAUAACUAGCAAUUUAGCUAAUUAAUAUAUAUACAGUUUAUUAGUGUGGCCAAGGGUAGGAGAAAUUAAAGGGUCUGUGCUAAUGAUCCUUUUCUGAUAUGUUAGCCCUAUAUCUUGUUUGUUGACUUUGCUUCUUUUAUUUUUUUCGGGGGGGGGGGGUUGCAUCUUAGUUGGAGGUUAAAUUAAUUAAUUUUCUAGCAAUAAGUUUAGAGUGGUAAAAUAAAGAUAAAUAGGUAAUAUGCCAAUUGUAAGCAUUACAUGGAAUAUAGAAUUGUGCAACUUGUUUAAGAGUUUAAAUUUAUCAUUUCUUGUUAGUUUUCCUGAUGGUGUCUAGAGAAUACUUAAUAGUGUCCUAGCUUUUACUUGUUAAGUGUAUUUGGUUAAUCUAAUGAAUUCGUUUGUAAUAACGUUGUUAUAUAAAGAGUAGUGUACAGAUAGAUAAGUUUCCAUUA
This is a messenger RNA of Glycine soja, 1179 nucleotides long. RefSeq names its product protein LITTLE ZIPPER 2-like. The record is from RefSeq and is a predicted model, not a curated record. Bases 401 to 736 code for a protein of 111 amino acids. The transcript is spliced from 2 exons. NCBI's taxonomy places the organism in Eukaryota, Viridiplantae, Streptophyta, Magnoliopsida, Fabales, Fabaceae.